AUUUUUUGCUGACGUGUGUAGCAGUACUGAAAGUUGCAGGUCUGGCUUGUCACGUGGAUGCUUUUAAUUCUUUCCUGGGAGUAUUGGUGUGUGAAGACAAAUACUGUAUCGUGAUAACACGGUGCAGACUGUAGGCAUCCUAUCACUGGGCUCUGCUUGUAAACAGCACACUGGUUCAGAUUGCUGCACAGUAUUAGUAUGUGCAUCGGUAAUGUGAAAAUCGGGCCAUGUAAUCAUUUUAAAGUGAGUUGUGCUAUUAUUAUUUGCUUUUCUGUUUAAACGUAGCAUUUGGUUUCAAUUCAGUAAUUUAUACAUUUCGAGGAUUUGUGACCUUGGGGAAGAGAGAAUGCUGCGUGUUAUUUUGAAAAAAUUCCAAAAGGUAUGAGUUUAGCUAUUCAUGGGGCUGAAAACUACAUUCAGAUACAUCACAGGAGAAGUGCAAACAGCUAUCAAAAAUCUGAACACAUGUCUGCCCCCAAGCAUUCCUCACUCCCACCUGUCACCAAGUCAAUAACAAUGGAUUGCACAUCUUCGGGAUCCAUUGAUUCGGCUGUCGGGAAUGGGAGAAACAAUUAUGCAGUGGCUAAAGAUAUAAAUAUUUUCUUGGAUGAAUCUGAAUGCAGGAACAGCCCUUCCAAAGAUGAUGACUCUUUACUUCAUCCUGGCAAUUUGACAAGCACUUCAGAUGAGGAUAGCGUGGACCGAAAUAAAGGAAAUGGGCUCUUCCUUAGGGAUGGGCGAUGCCGAAUUGAUUACAUACUUGUUUACAGAAAAUCCAAUGCACAAACAGAGAAACGGGAGGUGUUUGAAAGAAACCUGAGAGCUGAAGGAUUAAACAUUGAAAAGGAGUCAUCAUUAACAAAUAGUGAUAUAAUAUUUGUGAAGCUGCACGCUCCCUGGGAGGUUCUUUGUAGAUAUGCAGAGUUAAUGAAUAUACGAAUGCCUUUCAGGAGAAAAAUCUAUUACCUGCAGCGGCGGUACAAGUUCAUGAGCAGGAUGGAGAAAAGAUUGAGCAUGUUUCGAGGAUGGUUACCUAAAAAGCCUAUGAAAUUGGACAAGGAAACGUUACCAGACCUGGAGGACACUGACUGCUACACCGCGCCUUUCAGCCAGCAGAGAAUUCAUCACUUUAUUAUACACAACAAAGACACUUUCUUCAAUAAUUCUACAAGAAGCAGAAUUGUCCAUCAUAUUUUACAGAGGAUCAAAUAUGAGGAAGGAAAGAAUAAAAUUGGGCUCAAUCGUUUACUUGGCAACAGUACCUAUGAGGCAGCAUUUCCACUUCAUGAGGGAACUCACAGAAGCAAAAAUUCCAUAAAGACCCACGGAGCUGAAAACCAGCGGCAUUUACUGUUUGAAUGCUGGGCAUGGUGGGGAGUGUGGUACAAAUAUCAGCCACUGGAUCUUGUAAGGCGCUAUUUUGGUGAGAAGAUUGGCCUGUACUUUGCCUGGUUAGGCUGGUAUACUGGAAUGCUGUUCCCAGCUGCCAUUGUUGGAUUACUAGUGUUUUUGUAUGGAGUCUUCACUCUUGACUACUGCCAAGUAAGUAAAGAAGUCUGCCAAGCAACAGAAAUAAUUAUGUGUCCUCUUUGUGAUAAGUAUUGUCCCUACAUGAGAUUAUCAGACAGCUGUGUUUAUGCCAAGGUAACUCAUCUCUUUGAUAAUGGAGCGACUGUAUUUUUCGCUGUUUUCAUGGCAGUAUGGGCCACUGUUUUCUUGGAAUUCUGGAAAAGGAGAAGAGCUGUGAUUGCGUAUGACUGGGACUUGAUAGAUUGGGAGGAAGAAGAGGAAGAAAUCAGACCCCAGUUUGAAGCCAAAUACUCAAAGAGAGAGCGCAUGAAUCCCAUAUCUGGAAAACCGGAGCCUUAUCAAGCUUUUACAGACAAGUGCAGCAGACUAAUUGUAUCAGCUUCUGGAAUAUUCUUCAUGAUCUGCGUGGUGAUUGCUGCUGUUUUUGGCAUUGUUAUUUACCGAGUGGUGACUGUGAGCAUAUUUGCUGCUUUCGAUUGGGCUUUAAUUAGAAAAAAUUCUCAAGUUGCAACUACAGGGACUGCAGUAUGCAUCAACUUCUGCAUCAUCAUGCUUUUGAAUGUGUUAUAUGAAAAAGUUGCUCUUCUUCUGACAAAUUUAGAACAGCCUCGAACUGAAUCGGAAUGGGAGAACAGCUUUACACUAAAAAUGUUUUUGUUUCAGUUUGUUAACUUGAACAGCUCCACGUUUUACAUAGCAUUUUUCCUAGGAAGAUUAACCGGACGCCCUGGUGCCUAUCUAAGGGUUUUGAACAGGUGGAAGUUAGAAGAGUGUCAUCCCAGUGGCUGCCUUAUUGACCUCUGUUUGCAAAUGGGUAUCAUAAUGGUGCUGAAGCAGACCUGGAAUAACUUCAUGGAGCUUGGCUAUCCACUUAUUCAGAAUUGGUGGACACGGAGAAAAUUAAGACAGGAAUAUGGCAAUAAUGGAAAGCCAAUCUUUCCACAAUGGGAAAAGGAUUACAAUCUUCAGCCUAUGAAUGCCUAUGGACUCUUUGAUGAAUAUUUAGAGAUGAUUCUUCAGUUUGGCUUUACAACAAUAUUUGUGGCCGCUUUUCCAUUGGCACCUCUUCUAGCUUUAUUGAACAACGUCAUUGAUCGACUGGAUGCCUACAAAUUUGUCACACAGUGGAGACGGCCAUUAGCUUCAAGAGCCAAAGAUAUAGGGGUCUGGUAUGGCAUUUUGGAGGGCAUCGGAAUCCUGUCUGUAAUCACCAAUGCAUUUGUUAUCGCAGUAACAUCUGAUUUCAUUCCCCGCUUAGUAUAUGCAUACAAAUACGGACCCUGUGCAGGACAAGGACAAGCAGGAGAAAAGUGCAUGAUUGGUUAUGUUAAUGCCAGUUUAUCAGUGUUCUUGGUCGCUGAUUUUGAAGAUCAGUCUAAACCUUCGGCAAAUCAAAGUACCAUGAUUGGCGAGGAAGUGAAGUACUGCAGGUAUCGAGAUUAUAGAGAAGCUCCUCACUCCAAAGAACCUUAUGCCUAUACACUGCAAUUCUGGCAUGUACUAGCUGCACGUCUAGCUUUUAUCAUUGUAUUUGAGCACCUAGUUUUCAGCAUUAAGAACUUGAUAGCAUACAUGAUUCCUGACUUACCAAAAGAUCUACGGGAUAGAAUGCGUCGGGAAAAAUAUCUUAUUCAGGAAAUGAUGUACGAAGCUGAGCUGGAACGUCUUCAUAAGGAAAGGAAUGAGCGAAAGCGGAAUGGAAAAGGCUCUCAUAAUGAGUGGCCAUGAAUACAAACAUCAUCUGAUUAAGGUUAAGCCUGCCUUCUCUGUUUACAUGUUUGACAGUCAUCCCCUGCAAUUUGUGAAAGCACCACUUUAAUGACUGAAUAAAAUGCAGCUUCAAUGCAUGUUAGAACAUUUUACAAAAGAUGUUCAGUAACUAACAGUAAAAGGAUGUACUGUGAAAAAUUUUGCAAUUCAAGUGUGAUCUCUUUAAUAUUGCAAGCAUGUUGAACAUGUUAUUCAUAUAAAACACAAUUCUGUACGCCAAUUUUUACUUAAAAAUAAGUGUCCAAUGUUUUACAACUGGUUUGCUAUUUUCCCAACUUUGCAUCUUCUUCCAUCAACGGACUACAGUUUUACACACAGUCAUGUUCAAUAUGUAAAUAAGAAUUUCUGAAAACUAUUUUGCAUAAUUUCAGUAUAGCUAUCUGUAUACCAUUAUACUGUUUGAUCCACUCCUUCUACCCAGCAGCUCGGGAGAAUCCUGUUUACAAAUCAGUUUUUUUAAGCUUGUAGCUUUAAAAGAAAAUAAGGUUUAUGAUACAAUGUACAAUGCAUCCUUGUAAAUAGCCAAAUGCAGAAUGUUGAAUUUUCAUAACUGAAAAUGACUUUGUGAACAUAAGGCCACAUUUAUUGCUUGUAUAUUGUGAUGCAAUAAUGAUUUAAAGAAUAAAUAUGCACAUGUACAAGUUAUGGCUGAUUAGAAUUUUUAUUCUCCAGAGUAAUAUUUAACAUCAUUUCAGUAAUUCUGUGAUUUUGUUUGAUGCACUCUUUAAGCUCAUAUAUACCAAUACUUAUAAUGUCAAAAUUACAUCACUAAUACAUUGUAAAUCACACUGUUAACAUGGUGGGUAACUUUUAUAUUAUUCACAUAUUAAUCUACCCCGGAGUCCCUCCAACUCCCUCCCUCCCU
Messenger RNA from Callorhinchus milii (elephant shark), 4165 nucleotides. RefSeq names its product anoctamin-4. Gene Ontology annotation, molecular function: protein dimerization activity; chloride channel activity. Gene Ontology annotation, biological process: chloride transmembrane transport. The record is from RefSeq and is a predicted model, not a curated record. Gene Ontology annotation, cellular component: plasma membrane. Lineage: Eukaryota; Metazoa; Chordata; Chondrichthyes; Chimaeriformes; Callorhinchidae.